Arabidopsis arenosa is the source of this 1280-nucleotide messenger RNA. The record is from the annotation of a GenBank genome assembly. NCBI's taxonomy places the organism in Eukaryota, Viridiplantae, Streptophyta, Magnoliopsida, Brassicales, Brassicaceae.
AUUCACAGCAAAACCUUAAAAGAUGACGACGAGUCACUACAAAAACAGCAUCCCUGUUGUUUAUCUCUUGUUUUGUCUGUUUGUCACAUCUGCGUCUGCAAGAUCCUUCAUAAGACAAUACACUGAUGGCUUCAACACAAAUCUGCAGCAGGAAAAUGGAGUAGGACCAAUGCCAAACCAGGACAAAGGGCACUACUUACAUAACAAUGAAGAGAUCUCAUCACGUGAUUAUAAAGUCUCAGCUUCAAACGUAGUGAAAGGUCUGAGAGAUCAUCCUCCAUCCUCUUACUCUCUCAAGAUGGAGUCUUUCAACACGCUCCUUAAGUCAACCUACACAGAGAAAUACGAAUCUCGUCCUUUCUCAGUUGGUGGAUACAACUGGACACUUGUUGUGUACCCCAAUGGGAACAAGAAAGACAGUGGCUCAGGAUACAUUUCGCUUUACGUAGCCAUAGACAACUCGACCCUCGCCGCUGCACAUCAAGAGAUUUAUGCGGAUCUAAGGUUUUACAUCUUCAACAAGAACGAGAGGAAGUACUUCACCAUCCAAGAUACCGAUGUAUGGAAAUUUAAUGUCUUCAAAACGAUGUGGGGAUUCUCUCAGGUCCUCUCUAUUGAUACAUUCAAAGACCCGAAAAAUGGAUACCUUUACGAUGGAGAUCAUUGCGAGUUUGGUGUUGACGUGACCAUUCCUUUUCUAUAUAAAAUAUCUGAACUUUUCACUGUCACUGAGAAUAUCUAUAACCCGAGAUUUACCUGGAGCAUUCGGGGAUUCUCUACGCUUCUCAAAGACUCUUACCUAUCAGAUGUAUUUUCAAUCGGCGGAAGAAAUUGGAAUAUACAAGUGUAUCCAAAUGGUGAUGCCACAGUAGCGGGAAAAGCCUUGUCGAUGUUUCUUAACCUUGAUGCAAACGAGAAAUUCAGACCCUAUGAGAAGAUUUAUGUUCGAGCCAAGCUUCGAAUUCUCAACCAACGCCAAUUCAAUAACGUCGAAAAACAACUUGAUGUUUGGUAUAAUGGUCCGGGAUAUACAGGAUUUUCUGGUUGGGGUUAUAGUGACUUUAUCUCACUCUCAGAUCUCAAAGAUUCAUCAAAGGGUUUCGUUGUGAAUGAUGUGUUGAUGGCUCAAGUCGAAAUGGAAGCCAUUUCUUCAACCAAGUACUUCCCUAAUUAGAUUUUUCUAACCAAGGAAUUUCCCACAUGUUCGCUUUUAUAUCAACCACUUCAUAAUUUGAAUAUGUAUGUGUUUGUGUUUUAAAUAAUAAAGUGAGUGUUUUUUC